AUGGCCCUCCAACUGUUGCGCAAAGGCAAACAACGGGAAUCAGUGGGGGAUCCUACAAAGUGUUUGGAUAGUGCCUUGGCAAGAUUCAAGGGAAUUUUGACUGCAGUUGAACAGCAACAGUUCACGGACAGUUCAGCAGCAGUGCCGGAUGCAGGGGGUGUCCUAUUCUUCGUUGCCCAGCUUGAUGCCGAAAAUGCCAGCAAAUCAAGAAGAAGCAUUGCACCUCGAUUAUGCACUUUUUUGAGUGCUACGCAGCAAUUUUCAGGCGCCAUCGGGACGUUUGUGAGCUCAAAUCCAGCGAUCGCGGCUCUGGUAUGGGGUGGGAUAACGACUGCUAUAACUGUGGCGAGCAAUGUGGCUUCUUAUUUUGACAAGGUCACCAAUAUGAUCAAGGAUAUUGGACUCUUCUGCCCGACCUUCCACCAAUUUGGUCAGCUGUACCAUGGUCACGUCGGCCUUCAAAACGCGCUCUGUCAAUACUACGCUGUGAUAGUUGACACAUGCACUAGGAUCAUCGAAGUUUCUCGCCGACCAGCAAGCAUUCAAACUUUUUGCUUGAUCUGGAAUCCCUUCGAGUCGGAGUUCAAACCAUUCUUGGACCGCCUAAUGGCAGCCAAGCAGCAUAUAGAUCUCCAGGUUUCCCUUGCAUCGAAACAAGCCGAUCAAGAGGCGAAGAAUCUGUUGGAGCAUGAGAGCAAAGAGAACUCUUUGUUCCGACCGUCUGCAUUGAACCUCCUGAAGAAAUCUACGCACCAACAGGACGAAGCGAGACAAUGGCAGAUCAAUCGGGCGAAGAGGGAGAUAGCGUCCUUGAAAAUCAAAAUACAACGAGAUCUUUGUCCUGUUGACCAUAUGCAACCAUGGAAACGAACACUGAAGCAGCGAGUCCAUUCGACAGCUGAAUGGUUAAUCCACCAGCCGGCAUUUAUUGAAUGGCGUGAUAGUCCUCGCAGUACAAUCAUGUGGUGCUCCGGCACGAUGGGCAUGGGGAAGACUGUUCUGAUGUCCAACGUGGUAUCUCAUCUCCACUCGUUCUGUCGCCAAACAAAUUCCGUCGCCCAUUUCUUUUGUAUGGCAGAGAAUAAGGAAUCGCUGUCCGCAAGGAAUAUCAUUGGUAGCAUCGCCCGCCAGCUCCUUGAUUCUUUGAUCCAGACCAGCAGCCAUGAUCACCUACUCUCUAUCCAAAGCGAAGUUCAAAGCCUUGACACAGAUGAGACUGUUGAAUUUUUGCUAUCAAAGUUGAAGAUUAACCAUUCAUACUAUAUCAUCCUAGACGGCCUAGAUGAGUGCGAACAAGCUCAGAUUCGAGGCAUUGCUAAAGCUUUGGAAGCGAUCUUCCAAUCCAAGACUUUAAAGCUUAAGAUUAUAUGUGCAGGUCGGCCUGACUUGGACAGGGAUUUGUUCAAAGCGAUUCGACCAGAGUUCCGCAUUGUGAUCGACGAAGAGAAGCUCAGCAUUGAUAUGGAUCGAUUUAUAACUGCCACUCUGGACGAGUGUUUACAAGAGGAAUUACUUGUCAUCCAAGAUCCCAACAUAGUUCUAACGAUAGCGGAUGCCUUGCGGAAAGGCGCCCGGGGAAUGUUUCUCUGGGCUGGUCUAUGUAUCAAAGACUUGUGCGAGAAAAAUAGUGACCAGGAAAUCCUUGACGCCUUACAUCAUCUGCCGCGUGAUUUAGCCGAUCUUUUUGAUUCCAAAAUUCGCCGCAUUCAACACGAAAGAAACUCCCAGCAGACGAUGGACCUACUUCGAUACUGCGGUGUUGUGAAACGCCCCUUGACAAUCGAAGAGUGUAGAGAGGCUUUGAGUGUUUCGCUCGAAGACAAAUAUCUUGAUACGAGAAAACUCCCUAACGACAUGAACCGCGUUGUGCGCGGAUGUUUUGGCUUGACAUUUAUCGAUGACGAGGAAUAUACCAUUCACUAUAUUCAUCAAAGCGUCAAAGACCAUCUUUUCAAUGGCGAGAAUGAGCGGAAUCCCAGGUUUGAUGUUGAAAGCAUCAACAAACAGCUUGGCGCUUUGUGCAUGACGUACUUGAAUUUCUCGAACUUCAAUCGCAAGCUCACUAAAGUAGAGAAGCGUGUACUCAUUGAUCCUCUCUCUCUUGCUACAUCUUCCAUAAAUCCACAGGUUUCCCGGGUCAACAAAAUUGCGCUGAAGUUGUUGUCUUCCCGAAAAGACAACCCCACCACUUUCGAAUUUCAGCAUGUCAAACAGACCGCAUUGGAAGUACUCGAAGAUUUAGAAUCUCGACGCAAUACCGCCGGAGUGAUGACAAACGCUGCAUUUUUGGUUUAUGCACAAGAGAAUUGGGCAUUCCAUUUGACUGGCUUGCAACCGGACGAAGUGAAAAUAUGGUCACUUUUUUGCAAGUGCAUUGAAGACAGAUCACUGCCUUUGGAACGACAUUGGGAGAAUCAUGACGCAGUAACGAGCUUUGACACUGCACAGAUAGUGGAUAUUCUUCCUUUUGUUGAUAGACUCUCUGCAGCUUUGGGGUACGAACAAUCCGAGUUAGCUUGGACGCUGCAGCACAACCACUUUGCAUUGUUCCUAUACUUCAAUGAUCAUUCAAAGGGCCCAUUGCACUUACAAGGAAUAAGUUCAUUUCCAGUCUUCAAAAAUGGUACCAGCCAUCGUUGGCUCGAAGCACUAAUCCAUGUCCCACAAUCCACACACGCCUGGCGCAUGGCAUUGGUGAAUGUGGCAUCGGAUGAGGGGCUACGUGAAGCCGAACUGCGAGGGAUUUUUGUCGCGCUGCUUGAGAAAAUGGCAAAAGUCGAUUCGAUAGCAGCGAGCAAUGCCCUUGGGUUUUUGCUGCGCUACGCGUUUGAAUUUCAAAGUCUUUUCAUCACGUUGCUAUCAGUCGAUAAAGUCUUGAAUCCGGAAAACAGGAUUACUGACAAAACUUACAAUUCCGACUUUCAUUAUUCGCAUAACGGUCAAAUCAACCCAUGGCAGAUAAACCCACUGCUUAUCAUAGCCGUCACACAAGGCAAACAGUGGAUGGUAGAUGCCAUUCUGGAUUCGGGCGCAGAUCCUAAUGUUUGUGCUCAGGAAUCCAGCAACACCGCUCUUCAUCUGGCUGUUUGGGAAAAUUCAGGAGACUUCCUCAAAAGCCUUCUCAGAGCCGGUGCGGACGUCCGUCUCCUAGACCAGGAUGGAAAGACAGCUUUUGAUUUGGCUGUAUCUGUUGAUUCAUCAUGGAAUGGAGCAAUGAAAGACUUUGUUGCGGCUGGAGUAAAUAUCGAUUUGAAAGAUAGUCUUGGCAAAACCGCCCUUCACAGGGCUGCAGAGGAAGGACGACUCGAAAUGCUUAACUCGCUUGUCUCUGCUGGUGCAAACAUUCAUUUGAGAAAUGGGGACGGCAAGACGGCCUUUCACGUGGCUAUAGAAGACGACCAACUCGAGAAGGUCAGGUUCCUUGUCUCUAUCGGUGCUAAUGUGAAUACUUGUAACGGGGAUGGCAGAACUCCCCUUGGCAUGGCUGUCGAAAACGGGAAACUAGACAUGUUCAGAUUACUGGUCUCUGUUGGUGCGGAUGUCGACUUGAAGGACUUCUUUGGCGAAACUGCCCUUCACAUGGCUACAAAAGAUGAUGGGAAAUUUGACUUCGUCAAGGAUCUUGUCUCUGCCGGCGCAGAUAUCAACAUGAGGGACUUUCUAGGCUAUACUGCUCUUCACGAAGCUGUCAAGUCACAAAAGAGUGGAUUGGACAUGUUGAAAUAUCUUGUGAGCGCCGGCGCCGAUGUUAAUCUCGCAGCCGAUGAUGGACACACAGCCCUCACCCUAUCUCUGAUGCGGUGGAGAUCUGCCGGGUUUGAUCUAAAAACCAACCUGACAGCAAUUGAAUACAUCGCAGCUGCAGUCCCUGCUGGCCAAAUUUAUCCACGGGGAUUCCAAUCAUUUAUAAGUGACUGUCUUCCCCAACUUGCUCGAUUUAAGGCGCUGGCUGUCGUGAAGCUGUUAGUCGGCAGUGGCGCUGAUAUAGACUCUCGGGGGUUUCACGACUCACAAACUGCUCUUCAUUGGGCAAGCGCGCUGAAUCACUGUCCUAUGGUGUCAUUUCUCCUUGAAAGUGGAGUCGACCCGAACAAAUCUGACAACCGUGGUCAAACAGCAUUGCAUUACGCUGCGGAGGGAGGAUUUGAGGAGGCGGUGGCCUGUCUGCUCAGGGUAGCAGAUGCUUCUAUCAUCGAUUUUCAGGGACGAACGGCGCUGAUGUGUGCAAGAAACGGUCCCCAUUAUCCCAUUGUGAAGAUGCUGCUGCCAUUUGCUGGUCCCCGUGAUGAUUGUCUAGAUGAUCAUUCAAAGACGUUGCAAUAUUGGGCUAAUUUGGUAAAUAUUGAAGGACGUAUUGAAGAAGUCUUUGACUAG
Molecule: messenger RNA, 4374 nt
Organism: Penicillium verhagenii
Lineage: Eukaryota; Fungi; Ascomycota; Eurotiomycetes; Eurotiales; Aspergillaceae
Product: ankyrin repeat domain-containing protein
Exons: 2
Coding region: 1-4374 (1457 amino acids)
Molecular function (GO): protein binding
Source: RefSeq, a predicted model, not a curated record